GCGCCGACCGGAGACCAUUACGCUAAAGACAUGAACCAUUGGGUACUUCACGCCAUAUACUAUCCGCCACUCUUGAGGUCAGCGACUGUCAAGAAGUUUAUGGUUGGAUACGAAAUGCGGCUCAACGACUGCGAGAAACGCCAGAAAUUCAUUACAAAAAAAGAGAUUAAAUGAAGACAAUUGUUAAGAAUAUAUUUACAAAUUAUUUAAUUGUUUUUUGAGUAAUUGAUUACAUUAUUAAAAGUAAAUCAGAGUUAAUACAACUAGUUUAGGGGAAAUAUAAUAGAAAUGAAAUAAUAAAUUGUACUCA
Medioppia subpectinata is the source of this 310-nucleotide messenger RNA. Lineage: Eukaryota; Metazoa; Arthropoda; Arachnida; Sarcoptiformes; Oppiidae. The record is from the annotation of a GenBank genome assembly.